Messenger RNA from Triticum urartu, 1169 nucleotides. Its product is annotated as SNARE associated Golgi protein family. NCBI's taxonomy places the organism in Eukaryota, Viridiplantae, Streptophyta, Magnoliopsida, Poales, Poaceae. The record is from RefSeq and is a predicted model, not a curated record. Gene Ontology annotation, cellular component: membrane.
CGUGAGAUUCCGAUCUGACCGUCCAUGGCGGCCAAACAACGUCACCAGCGGCUACGGCAGUGCCCCAUUUUAGUUGCUUUCUCGCCGCACGCCUUCGCCGUCGCGGCGUUUCACAGACACAGCAAACGCUGCUCCAAGCAGCGGCUUCACCACCGACCGGCAGCAAUGGCGAGGACGACCAACGGGUGGGCACGAGGGUUGCUGGCGUUCGCGGCGGUGGCAGUCGCGGUGUCAGCGGGGCGGCGGUACAGUUGGGACGUGGAGGCGGCGGUCGCGGUGUUCAGGCGCGGGAGGGGCGCGCUGGGGCCCUGGGCGGCACCCGCUUACGUCGCGGCCCACGCGCUCACGCUCGCGCUAUGCCCACCCUACGCCAUCUUCUUCGAGGGCGCCGCUGCGCUCUUCUUCGGGUUCCUCCCUGGCGUUGUUUGCGUCUUCUGCGCCAAAAUCCUUGGCGCGUCGCUCUCCUUCUGGAUCGGCAGGGCAAUUUUCAAAUAUUUUACUUCAGCAAUGGAAUGGUUACAAAGAAAUAAGUACUUCCAUGUUGUGGUUAAAGGUGUUGAGAAGGAUGGCUGGAAAUUUGUGUUACUCGCUAGAUUCUCUCCUCUGCCUUCGUACAUCAUCAACUACGCUCUAUCUGCCACAGAUGUUGGAUUUUUUGGAGAUUUUCUCCUUCCUACAAUUGUUGGCUGUUUACCAAUGAUCCUACAGAAUGUUUCCAUUGUAAGCCUUGCUGAUGCAGCGGUGGCCUCCACUACAGGAUCUAAGAAAUCUCAUGUCUAUUCUUAUUUGUUCCCAAUACUUGGAAUUGUGUCCAGCAUUCUCAUUUCUUUGAGGAUUAAGCAAUACUCUUCUGCCCUUGCAAUUCCGGAAGAGCUUACAAACCCACCCACUAAUGGAAUCAAUGAGGAUUCCAAGCUGACUCUGGCACAAUCUGAAGAUACCUCUUCUGAGAAAACCACGAAAAGAAGAUGAUUGUUCAAAGCAGUAGUCAAAUUUGAGCCUUUGUUUUUUUCCUGAGAAUUAUUGUAAGGUAAGACUUGAUGGAAGCUACUGUAGAUGUUAAACCGGAGUUAGAGGUUGUGGUGGUUCGCGGUUGUCUUGUUGAAGUGUAUCCACUUGUACUGAAUCUGACACCAUAUUGUAAAAUUUAGACAUGCUCUCUAGAUCAA